Messenger RNA from Arachis stenosperma, 1381 nucleotides. Its product is annotated as glycine-rich RNA-binding protein 3, mitochondrial-like. The coding region runs from base 118 to 1059 and encodes 313 amino acids. The transcript is spliced from 6 exons. The record is from RefSeq and is a predicted model, not a curated record. NCBI's taxonomy places the organism in Eukaryota, Viridiplantae, Streptophyta, Magnoliopsida, Fabales, Fabaceae. Gene Ontology annotation, molecular function: RNA binding.
CAGCAAAGGUUAAAAAUAUCUCUGCUUAGGGUUUUAGCACUUUACAAAGGGUUUGAUCAAGGAGCUUGAAAUUUGAUUGAUAGACAGCUCUCUGAAACUAAUAGUUAGGUUCCAACGAUGGCUUUCUUUGGUCGAAUUGGGAAUUUACUCAGAAAUGCUGCAAACAAGCAGAUCAGUUCAGAAUUGCUCUCAUCCCCAUCUAUUUUCCAGGCAAUACGGUGCAUGUCAUCUGCUCCAAGCUCAAAACUGUUCAUUGGAGGUGUUUCAUAUUCUACUGAUGAGCAAGGUUUGAGGGAGGCAUUUUCAAGAUAUGGAGAAGUUGUUGAUGCAAGGAUAAUUGUGGAUCGUGAUAGUGGUAGAUCCAGGGGAUUUGGUUUUGUUACUUUCAGUUCAGCUGAGGAGGCAUCAAGUGCUAUUCAAGCCUUGGAUGGACAGGAUCUUCAUGGUCGCCGGAUUAGGGUAAAUUAUGCUAAUGAAAGGCCCCGUGGAUUUGGCGGUGGAGGUGGUGGUUUUGGUGGUUCUUAUGGCAAUGCACCAUAUGGUGCUGGUGCUGGCUAUGGAAGUGCUUACGGUAACUCUCCUUAUGAUGGUGCUCCAGGUGGUGGUGGUGGCGGUGGCGGUUAUGGUGGCAAUGCUGCUGGAGGUUACGGUGGAGGCGGCUAUGGAUCUGGUGGCAAUUAUGGUCGCAGUGGCUAUGACAAUAACUAUUCCACUCCUGACAGUUUUGGAAGUAGCAGUGCUGGUGGCAGUGGAGAUUAUGGUGGUAACAGUGGGAAUUUUGGUGUUGCUGCUGGUGGUGGAGGAAGUGAUAGCUAUGGCAGUGCUCCUGGUUUUGAUGCUGCUGCUGGUGUAGGUAGUCAUGAAACAUCUGCUGGUUUUGGUGGCAGUGAUAAUUAUGCCAGUGCUGGUGGAUUUGAUGGAAGUGAGGGAUCCGGGUAUGGCAGUAGUGGCCAACUGGAUAACAAAGAAACCAGCAUUGAAGGCGACGAUAUGGACUUAGUCGAAGGAAAUUACAAAGAUGACAAUGAUGAUACCGAUGACUUUGCCAAAAGGGCCUGAUGGGAGACUUGUAUUCCUGGGGUUUCUACUAUGCUCUAGUGCUUUAGGGCCUACACCUUUAUAUAAUCUCCAAGGACUUGAAAAUCUGAUGUGCAAUCCAAACAUGUUAUCUCAAUCAGCAAUGCAUAGAGAAGAUAGUUUAUGUACCGAUCUUAUGCAUCAUCCUUUCCUUCUCUCGUUAAGAAUGGUGCAUAUUUUUGUUGCUCAUUUUGAGAUGAUUUGGUAUUUGACCAAAUUGAGAUUUUUUUUACAGCAUGUAAAUCAGUGAAUUGUUACAUCAAUAAUCCAAGACUGUUGGGAGAAAUAGUUAUUUAUCGAUUUA